GUCUCUCAAAGAGCAAACGCACUGGAUUGAGAGCAUUCUGUGGUUCAGAGGUCAGCAAAGACCUCGAUUUGCUGAAUGCUAUCGCGUCAGAUCUUCCCUGUGUGUGUUUGUCCCUCGGUCGGUCAGCAGGGAGAAGACCGUGUUGAAGGCUGGUGAUUGAUUCCUGACUGAGCAAGGACAAGCAGCAAGAAGCAUCGACGAAGACAGGAUGUACUACGACCCGAGCUACUCGCAGUCCAUCCACGCGAUGAACCGCGCCGUGUAUGGAGGAGGACCUGCGUCGCAGCCACCACCCGCCGUGUUGCUCACACCGGUAUGUACGGUAUGUGAGGGUAAAGCAGCUGGCGGGUGUGAAGGGAUACAUCUCCAGUCGCGUGUGUGUGUGGUCAUUCUCAGCAGGUGCCGACGACCGUGCCUGUGUAUGGUCCGGCGUACGCAUACCCCACGGGCGGCGUGCCGAGUAUCCACCACCAGGUGACUCGACUACAGGCACACAGACACACACACACACUCAGACACACAGACACACAGCCAGCCAUUCGUGUCAUGAAGUAAUCUGGCGCUCUGCUGUGUGUCGGGUCGGAUCUGUGUGUGUCAGAAUUACGUCGUGGCGACUCACCAGAUGGUCCCGCCCAUGCACGAGUACCGACCCACACCCGUGGUAUGUAGCCAUCCACCCACCUGCACAACCACAACACAACACAAUACACGUGCUGACAGACGACACCCAGACAGACAGAGGUGUGUGUGUGUGUGUGUGUCUGCAGACCCACCCGAUGGUAGUGCCGGUGGCAGGGAGCGUUCCACACAUGAACUACGUCCUCACCACGACUCCCAACCCGCCGCUGCUGGCACCGAUGCCGCUCUACGGUGCGCCGGUGGGGGUGCCGCUCCCACACACACCCGUGGAGGGCGCCUCCAAGGCCGGCAGCGCACACGAGGAGCCACAGCACAGCGCAUCCAAGGACGAGACCGACAAGUGAAGGAAGAACACAUAUCGACCGCACACGUGCAGGGGGGGCGAGUUGAGGGAUGAUGUUGAUUGCACGGGCGCCCGCUUGUUGUCUGUUCGUGUAUGGAUGGAUGGAUGGAUGUGUGAAUGGGAUGGAUGUGUGGAUGGAUGUAUAACCACAAGCAACCAAGUACAGUACGAUCUGGCUUUUUUCCGGCCGGGGGGGCCCGUAGAUGCAUAGCAGACGCCAUGCCCGUGUGAAUUACUUACCUUUCGUUUGCCCUCUUAUGAGUCAGUCAGUCGGUCAGUCAGUCAGUCGUGUUUGUUUUUUAUCAUGUGUACAGUACCCCAUGCCAUACAUACCAUACAUACAUAGCAUCAUACCAUACCCACCAGCUCUUUCCUGUGUCGAAGAACGAAGGGCGUGGGUCAUUUUUUGUCCAUCGUAUGGCAGUGGAGAGGGGGGGGAGAGAGCAUUAUGGCCGUUGCUAAAGCUGCGGCUACAGACGUCUCUGCUGCCUCCUUGAGUACAGGAGGGAAGCAGCGCCGUCGGUGGAGGCGGCACAACCAACGGCCACCAUGCCAAGGGUUCCUGUUUCGGGAUUGCUGUACGGUACACCGGUGCCUUUUCCUGCACGCACCUCUCUUUUUCGAAACGCAUGUGUGAACAUGUCAUUGUUGACGGGGGCGGGUGCAACUCGACCGAUGGAUGGACGGACAAGUGUUUUCCCUGGGUGUCCGUCUGUCUGUCUGUCUGUGCGUGGGUGCACAGAUCACUCUCCCAUCCCACUGGUUGUAACUAUCUUCUUCGGUGAGUGAGUGUGCCUUGGUCGGCAGAAGGAUAUACUCAGUCGGGAGAAAAAUGCGUAUCAUGCGUGUGUGUUGGGUUUAGCUGAUAUCGUAACAUGAGCUUGGCGCUCUUGUCGUGAUGGGCCCCUCAUCGCACAAUGGCUUGUUGCGGGGAGGGCACCGUACCGGCAGGCGACGAGAGCACGUGUUGACGAAUACAGACGGGGUGGAGGGGAGGGGGGUGAAGAUGGGUUGGUUCGGCGAAUCACAGACAAAUAAAAACGGAACAUUGAAUGAGUGUUGCAUCCAUCCAGUGUAUCCAUCCAUAUACAUUGAUCACUCACGUCGCAUGCUCGUG
Molecule: messenger RNA, 2099 nt
Organism: Vitrella brassicaformis
Lineage: Eukaryota; Vitrellaceae
Source: the annotation of a GenBank genome assembly